CAAUUUUGCUUCACUUGGUGAUGCAGUUGUGAACUACACUAGUAUUGUUCAGUUGAAAAACGGUCAAAUUCGCGGUUCAGUAAUUGAUGCAGGGGAUGGCCUUCAAGUAGAGUUUUAUGAAGCUAUUAAGUUUGGCAAAGCCGACCGUUUCAAAAAACCCUCACCAGUAAACUCGUGGACUGGCGUCUACAAUGCUACUUCCGCCGGCAAAAAUUGCAUUCAGUUUCGCAUUCCAUCCAAUGACAGCACCGCCAGUGAAGACUGUCUAUUUCUUAAUGUGUGGAAGAAAAGUGGUUUUUCGGGUUCUUCACAUUUGCUGCCAGUGAUGGUGUGGAUAUACGGCGGUGCCUUUGUAGUGGGAGGCAUCUUCGGUGACUAUGAUGCUCGGUACAUUGCCUCUCUGGGUGAUGUCAUCGUGGUCACCUUCAACUAUCGCCUUGGGCCGCUGGGCUUUCUCACUGAUGGCCAGAGUGAUUCGGUGCCGCCAAAUCUAGGACUGCAUGAUCAGGUUCUUGCCCUUAAAUGGGUCCAGGAAAAUAUUGCCGGUUUUAACGGCGACCCGCAACUGGUCACCAUUUUCGGCGAGUCAGCCGGCGCCCAGUCAGUGGGCGCCCUGGUGGUGUCACCACUCGCCAAAGGCCUUUUCAAACGAGCCAUCGCCCAGUCAGGGUCGCCCUCGGUGAACUUUACCGUUAUCACAAAGGAACAAGCAGUAGAACGCACUAAAGUGUAUGGGAAAAAGCUAAAUUGCACCUCAAUUCAGUUAGAAGAAGUGGUCAAGUGCAUCAGCAGAAAAUCGGUGGCGCAAUUGCAGGCGGCCACACUGACGGACAUGCCAACGUAUGAACUCUUCUUUCCGGUGUACGGCGCCGACGAGCUGCUGCCGCUUCACCCGAGCGCUGCUUUGCUGCAGAAUGGAAGCAGUAGCACUGGUUUCCACCAGAUCGACUACAUGUACGGCUUCACCCGAGACGAGGGCAGCUUCUUUCUGCUGCAGAAGUUUCCCGAACUGGCACUGGCGACGACCAGGCUGACGGUCAACUCCACCCGGCAGUACAUCACUCAAAUGAUGGCCUCUGAUGGACGCAGUGAACGGGUGGGAGAAGAGGUGGCCCACUUUUACCACCGCCACCUUCUGCCGCCCAGUCCAACGCAGGAGCAGCUGCGAUCGAUGUUAGUUUCUGUGUGGAGUGACUCGCUGAUGGUCUGUCCGUCGAUGCUCUUCGGCGAACAGCUGGCACGGGCGCAUUCUCGGUCAGCCUCAGCCCUCGGCAAGGUCUUCGCCUACCGUCUGAUGCAGUCUGGGCCGGUGGGCGCUGCUCUACCCGCCUGGAUUGGCGUUCCCCAUGGGGCUGAUCUCUACUACCUCUUUCAGUACGGAAAGACGCGUUCAGUGCAAGCGGAUAACGACUUGGCCCGUUACAUGAUCAAAAGCUGGACCAGUUUUGCUCGUACCGGUCAGCCGAACAGUGGCAAUUGGCUGGAAGCGGUAAAUCGAAGAGAUGGCGAUUUCUUCACCAAGUACAUGCAUCUUGAAAUGAAUCACUUUAAAAUGGUUCAAAAUGAAUACUUUCGAAGUGUUUGUCAGUUUUGGAGAAAGUAUAUUUUUGACUGA
Molecule: messenger RNA, 1615 nt
Organism: Rhagoletis zephyria (snowberry fruit fly)
Lineage: Eukaryota; Metazoa; Arthropoda; Insecta; Diptera; Tephritidae
Source: RefSeq, a predicted model, not a curated record